This is a messenger RNA of Leptosomus discolor (cuckoo roller), 1695 nucleotides long. The record is from RefSeq and is a predicted model, not a curated record. NCBI's taxonomy places the organism in Eukaryota, Metazoa, Chordata, Aves, Leptosomiformes, Leptosomidae.
AUGGCUCAUUCGGAAGGGUUCCUGUCUACAGGUCACAGGUAUUUCUGUGCGAUGCCAGCUCUGGACAAGUUCUCAUGUGCCAGCAUCAUGCCUACUGUCAAUCCCUGCUGCAGGAGCUCUUUUGUAGUCCAUCCUGCCUGGAUUGUUGAGCCCCUAACCCCCCAGAGGUGCCAAUGGGUUAGCCAAUGCCUCCCCUCCCCUGGCCCAGCAUGGAAGAGGCUGAGUGCAACGGGGAGAUCAGUGGGCUUAGACAGCGAUGUCGCUGUCCUGGUGAGAGGGGAACAAGAUGGAUUUUAUUACCGUGGUACAGUCAAAGAGGAGAUAGAGGAAAAUGAAAGAGGCAUGUUCCUGGUGGAGUUUGCCAAACCACUUGUGUCACGUGGAAGGCAUCCAGUGUCUGUGCAAAAAACAGCAAAGGAGGACAUCCUGGAAUAUGUGAAUGGGAUGAAGCACUCCUUACUCCCUGGAGACAAAGUACUGGCACCCUGGGAGUCAGAUAUGGCCAGGUAUGGCCCAGGAACUGUCCUCACAGGCAUUGAGACAAGGGACCCCUUACGAGCCUCAGAAGAUGAAGAAAUUAUGGUCCAGUUCUGGAAUGACAAGGAAGUGAAACUCCCACGAGGUGUGGCUCUGUGGAUCCCUCCUAGCCUGUGGGAGAGGACUGUAGAGAUGAUCCAUAUGCCCUUCACCAGCAGGGUAAAGCCCAGAGAAAGUCAGGACAUUGACUCUUUUGUUUUUUCCUGCAGUCCUAAACCAGCCCUGAUUCCUGUUUGUGCUGUACCUAGCCUGGCCAAGCACUGCUUGCUCUGCUCACCCUGCUGGCCACAUUUCCACUAUCACUGUGUAACGUGCAGCUGCUGCUGUCAUCCCCAUGUUGAUGCCUGGUGGCCCCUUCCAUCCAGGUCUCUGGUUUUUCAGAGUGAAACUGAAGAUGCAGAGUCAAGCAGCAAGCCCCCUCUGUGCCUUCUAGAACAGAAAGGCCUCAAACAAGAAGCAGCAGCAGCUGUGGAAGCAUCUUCCCCCUCAUCUGAUUCAGAGUGGGACCUGGAGCCAUUCCCCGCUAAGAGUACCAUGGCAGACAGUGCUGUUAACACAGGCUGUGGUUGUCUUGAGAAGCCCAGGCGAAAGGAUUCUGCAAGACCCGAGUGGAAGUACUGGAAAAGCCACCACCAGUCCCAUCCCAGUAAUUCAGCUCUUCUUUUGGGCGCUCAUCCAAUGGAAAACUACCAGAACAGUGAAUUUCAUUUGGAAAUACAAAUUUACUCCUUCCCAGGACUCUGCAGUCACAGCAGCCCAUGUCCAAAGGGCAAGCCAGAAUCCAAAGCUGUCUCUGCUGGGGACGUGUCCUGUGUUGCCCUGACUAAUCGGAGUACAGUGUUUGAAACCAUCAAGGAGUUUCCCAGAGGGCAACUCACAAUGAAAGAAAUCUUCAGAGACCCAGAUUUCAAGCUGUCAUUGAGGGAAGAAGGUUUUGCAGCAUCAGAAGAACAAAGAUAUAAAACAGCAAGGAAGAAAACGGAGUCAGAUGAUAGAUGUAAAGCGACUUGCAUAGGAGACAACAAACCUGAUGAUACAGACCAUGUCAGAAGAGGACGGAUAGAAAAAACAGUAGAGAGCUCACUUGCAACAAAGAAGAGAGAUCAACCAGAAUUCAAUAAACAUACAACUGAUGAAGUUCAGGAGCUGAAGUUUCAG